UUCAGGUCUUUUGCCCAUUUUUCCAUUGAUGAUUGGUUUUUUUGCUGUUGGGUUGUAUAAGUUGCUUAUAUAUUCUAGAGAUUAAGCAGAAUGGGCUUUCUUUUUCUUCUUUUUAUAGGAAAAACACACAUCUGUAUAAAUAAGUUGCCUAUAUACUGCAAAAUUUGCAUCAUUCUUCUAAAAGAUCCCGAUUCUACACUUAAGUAAAUAUAAGUACAACUGUAAGAGAUAGCUUCUAGAUAGAAUAUAAAAGAGAAGAGAGUGUGCGAGUGAGGGAAGAGAGAGGUCUUCAUUCAGAGUUGAGGUAACACAGCUUUUCACUUCCUUUCUGGACCAUCUACUUUCUUCAGACACCCCACUGUCAGCAUAUGGUGGCCUCAGUGUUUAAAGACUCUUAUCAUGGGCCAGUUGUCUCCCCUCCCUUCCAGAGACCCCGUGUCCUCCUGAAUUGGAAGAUCUCCUAGUGCCUAAAAAUAAAAGGAUUGAAUGAUCUUAACACUACCUCUGUCUAGAACCUCCGAGAUCCCAAGACCUGAGGUGGCGAUUCUGGGACACCUGCCGUGAGCAUCGAAGUAGCUCCAAACCUCCUCUGCCUCCGUGUGGCUUCCCUGGGUGCCAAGUCUCUGUUGUACCUGCUGCCACUUCUCCAUCCCCUUCCACCUUUCUCCAGGUAGAUUACAGGUAGUUUCAUCUACACAGAUAGUCUAAGACUUUUUUUCUAUGGGCUGGAAUGUGCACAUGAAGGACACAUGGGAGAAACACAACCCCUCCCAGAGUCACUGACAUUAUAUUGGACAUUAGAUGGUUAUAACAUCCAGAUGAGUCCAGAACAGGCUUCCUGUGUUGUGCAAGCCUGUGGUAAAGCAGCAAAAUGAAGCCCCACACCCUCUAAGAAGAUGAUGAAGGAGAGUGGAGGCUCAAUUACAGAACUUAUUUUUGUUUUUAAUUUUUCUUGGCUGCGUCCAUGGUGUGUGGAAGUUCCCAGGCCAGGGAGUGAACUGUCACCAGAGUAGUGACAAUGCCAGAUCCUUAACCAGUAGGCCUCUAGGGAACUCUCCAGAACUUAUUCUUAAAACAAUGUUGAGUUGGACCCAGUGGCAUGAAUGACGGUCAGGUGUCUGGGGAAAAGAGGAGGAGAGAAAGAGGAGAAAAUGGAAGACAAGACAGAUAAAUUAUAGUCAAAGGGCAGGGAAAGAGAUGAAGGAUUCAGGGGAGAAAGAACGGGGUGACAAUUUGGAGUGGCUUUGGAACCACCUAUAUAACCUCAGGAAAUUAUGAUCUUGAAAGUCAGAUUAUACCUGAAAUGUUCUGUAUCUUUCUGCAUGGUUUUAAUUACUAAAAUAUAUACAUUACGUUCAGUAGACAGGAUAGAAGCACCGUGACAGCUUUAUUUAUAUCACCAUUUUAACAAAUAGUGGUGCUUUAACCAGAAAUUGAUGGUUUUAUGUUAAUGGCAUUUAUCUCAUCUCUCUCUUUCCUGUUCAUGCUGCUCCUCUCUUCCCCUGACCUUUCUGGUCACCAAGCCCAGUCCAGGCAUUCAGGCAUAUGAUUUACUUCCUGAGAAAAGUGGCCCAUUAUUUGUUCCACUAGCAGUGGGACGAUAACGCCUCUCCCUGUGUCCUUGGUGAGCAGUAAGUAAUUCUGGAAUGCAGCUCUUCCCCCAGCCCCGCUAUAAAGGAAGCCCUCCCUACUGCCCGCCUGCAGCCCACUCUGGAUGUCCCAGCUGCGGUCCUCUUGGUGACAUGGAGCGACUCCUCCCUCCGUUGACCCUUCUCCUUGUGGUCCUGCUGUUUCCAGGAUUUUCCAGAGCCACGUAUGCUAAUUACCAAGGUACCAAGGGUCCCAGAGAACUAAAGGGAGAAUACCCUGGACAAGAAACAAACAAGUCUCACCUGUUACGCCACCAAGUAAAACGCUACCUCUUGCCACGCACUCCCCCUUUCCAGGAACCUGAACCAAAUUUCAAAGUUAUCAACUGCAAGAGAAGUGAAGGCAGAUGUCAAAACUUUUGUAAUUAUAUGGAAAUGCAAAUUGGCUACUGCUCUAAAAACAAAGAUCCCUGCUGUUUACCUCAGAACUGAGGCUGUUGACCUGGGAGCCAAAGCUUUGUCCACUGCUUGUUCUCCAGAGCCUACAAGCCAGAUACAGAUGUUUUGGAGAAGGGGCUGAAAAAGAGAGGAGCUGAGGCUUUGUCAUCUGUGCCAGAUAGUUUAAACAUUUUAUUGCAGAAAAAUAAAAGACAGAAACCGGCUAAAUGUCAUCGUUUGACAUGACCUUAGAGAAAAUGACUGAGCUUGUGACGAACAGUGAGUUCUGAAUCACACACACUUUUUACUUGUAGAUGUCGAUGAAUAAAUUUUCAUGAGAAAGCA
Molecule: messenger RNA, 2372 nt
Organism: Sus scrofa (pig)
Lineage: Eukaryota; Metazoa; Chordata; Mammalia; Artiodactyla; Suidae
Gene: SPAG11B
Product: sperm associated antigen 11B
Biological process (GO): antimicrobial humoral immune response mediated by antimicrobial peptide
Cellular component (GO): extracellular region
Source: RefSeq, a predicted model, not a curated record